Molecule: messenger RNA, 2008 nt
Organism: Mycena citricolor
Lineage: Eukaryota; Fungi; Basidiomycota; Agaricomycetes; Agaricales; Mycenaceae
Source: the annotation of a GenBank genome assembly
CGGCAUGUGGCCAAAAUAAAUAACUGGGCCCCCGGGUGGAGAACCCAAUCCAAACUUCCCCACACCCCGGACGACACACCUUCCUCUCCCCAACUGCCACCACCAUGCGAUCUACUGCGCGUGUGAGGCAGAUCCCUGUCUCGUUCAAGCCCGGCAUGGCGUCGUCGACGCUGCGUGAGCGUGUCCGCCGCUCGACGUUCCUCGAGAAGCUCGCAGAGCCGGAAGAUCUCGCCCCGCUUUUCAAGGUGACGACGACUACGUGUGUCUCUAUGACCUUGGUUCCGAAGGAGGACGCUCAUGGAUUGCAGGUCGGAUGGUCGGGCUUCACCGGCGUCGGAUACCCCAAGCGUGUUCCCACUGCCCUCGCAGACCUCGUCGAGCAGAACAACCUCCAGUCCAAGAUGCGCUUUAACCUCUUCGUCGGCGCUUCCACGGGCCCGGAAGUCGAGGAUCGGUGGGCCAAGCUCGACAUGAUCGCGCGUCGCUACCCGCAUCAAGUCGGGAAGGAGGUCGCGAAGGGGAUCAACGCUGGACGUAUCGCGUUUGCGGAUAAGCACUUGUCCAUGUUCCCCCAGGAUCUUACGUACGGGUACUACAGCCUCAAGAAGAAGCACGGGGAUCCCAAGAAACACUUGGACUGGGCGAUUAUCGAAGCCACCGCAAUCACCGAAGAUGGACACAUCGUACCAGGAGCGUCUGUCGGAGCUACGCCCGAGAUUCUGGAAACCGCGGAAAAGAUCAUCAUCGAAGUGAACACGCAUCUGCCCAACCUGGAGGGUCUGCAUGACAUAUCACAGUCGUUCAUUCCGCCGCACCGUCAGCCAUACCUGAUCAGCCACCCUGAAGACCGCAUCGGCAAAACCGCCAUUGCGAUCGACCCGGACCGCGUUGUCGCCAUCGUCGAGUCGCAUCUUCCGGACAACACCGGCCAGAACUCCCCCGAGGCAAGUUUCCCACAUUCGCUUCUGCUCACUGAGGACUCGAAAGCCAUCGCAGGCCACCUUAUCCAGUUCCUUGCUGAGGAAGUCGAUGCUGGCCGCCUGCCACGGACCCUGCUGCCGCUCCAAUCUGGCAUUGGAAACGUCGCAAACUCGAUCAUCGGUGGACUUGCGGACGGGCCGUUCGACAAGGUCAUGGUGUGGACUGAGGUGUUGCAAGACACCUUCAUCCGGUUCUUCGACUCGGGCAAGCUCGACUUCGCGACUGCUACUUCCAUCAAGUUCAGUCCCGAAGGUUUCGACUACUUCUACGCUAACUGGGCCAACUACAAGGACCGACUGCUUCUCCGCUCUCAGCAGGUAGCCAACUCUCCGGAAAUCAUCAGGCGUCUGGGGAUCAUUGCCAUGAACACCCCGCUUGAAGUGGAUAUCUAUGGACACGCGAACUCGACCUGCGCGCUUGGCUCUCGGUACGUCUACGCGACAACAUCUGUUGCCUGCGCUGAACAACUCAUCAGGAUGUUGAAUGGACUGGGUGGCUCUGCCGACUUCUUGAGAAACGCCAAGUUGUCUAUCAUGCACACCCCUUCGACUCGCCCAACGAAGACUGACCCGACCGGACUGAGUUGCAUCGUUCCCUUCGCGUCUCAUAUCGACCAGACAGGCAGGUGGCGCCAGCACGACUUGGACGUGGUGGUGACUGAGCAGGGUCUGGCCGAUCUCCGUGGUCUCUCGCCCCGCGAACGAGCACCGGUGAUCAUCAACAAAUGUGCGCAUCCGGAUUACCGGGACUUGCUGAUGGAUUACUACGAGCGGUCGCUGCACGAGUGUCUGGCUGCUGGCCGUGGCCAUGAACCGCAUAUGCUGAGGAACGCCUUCAAAUUCCACACCCACCUGAUGGAGCAUGGCACGAUGAAGGUUCCCAAGUGGGAUUAAUGUAGAAGAGAGAGUUGAGCUUGGACAGCUGAUAGCUACUUGCCACUUGGCCGCUUCAGCAUGCUACACGAGUGCCAGGGAAGUGUUCUUCGAUACAAUGAUAAUGCAGAAUUCGUGAUACACCGACUUUGCAU